GCUGUGCAUUGACAUUCCACUUCUUCAAUUAACAAAUUAACACGGCAGUACUGCAGACGAAUUGCAUUUCUUUCUACAAAAUAAAAUAAUAAUUUUUGCAAAUAUGAGUGGCAAAUUAACAACAAAAGCUGGUGAGAUUGUCGCCUAUAGCGAGGCAGCUAUACGUGGUAAUAUUUCUGCGGUGGAAUAUUGCCGUACUUCAAUGGCUGCACUGUCUGGUUGUGCUGCGGGUAUUUUGGGACUGAAUGGAUUACUUGGCUUUUUGUUUUACUUCUUAUCAGUAUUCGUGUUGUGGUUGCUGGUUUUGGCAAAGUCAGGCACACAGUGGCGUAAAUUUUUCAUCAAUCGCCAGAGUUUGCUGACCAACAAUUUCAUGGGUGGCUUGUGUACGUACGUGCUCUUUUGGACGUUUCUCUACGGCAUGGUGCAUGUUUAUUAAAAUAGGAUUUAUGGUGUAAAUGCAUAUAACUUUUAUAUUGAACUAAGGUACCAUUUAGGGCAUUUAAAAUUAAAGAAAUACAAACUAUGUGUGUGUAUAUCAAAA
Messenger RNA from Zeugodacus cucurbitae (melon fly), 544 nucleotides. It is a transcript of the gene EMC6, whose product is annotated as ER membrane protein complex subunit 6. The transcript is spliced from 2 exons. NCBI's taxonomy places the organism in Eukaryota, Metazoa, Arthropoda, Insecta, Diptera, Tephritidae. Gene Ontology annotation, cellular component: endoplasmic reticulum; membrane; EMC complex. The record is from RefSeq and is a predicted model, not a curated record. Gene Ontology annotation, biological process: protein folding in endoplasmic reticulum; autophagosome assembly. The coding region runs from base 104 to 439 and encodes 111 amino acids.